AUGAGGCCAACGCGUUCUCUAUGGGCGCUCCUCGCCCUCGUCGCGGUCGCCUGUGCCGCUCACACGUCCAAUUGGGCCGUCCUGGUCUCUACGUCUCGCUUCUGGUUCAACUACCGGCACCUGGCCAACACGCUCUCGCUCUACCGCACCGUCAAGCGUCUCGGUAUCCCCGACUCCCAAAUCCUGCUCCUGCUCCCCGACGACAUGGCUUGCAACCCGCGUAACGCCUUCUCCGGCACCGUCUACUCCAACGCGGACCGCCGCAUGGACCUGUACGGCGAGAACGUCGAGGUUGACUACCGCGGCUACGAGGUCACGGUCGAGAACUUCAUCCGCCUGCUGACCGACCGCUGGGAGGAGGGCGUACCCGCGAGCAAGCGACUACAAACGGACGAGGGCAGCAACAUUCUGAUCUACAUGACGGGCCACGGGGGCAGUGAGUUCCUCAAGUUCCAGGACAGCGAGGAGAUUUCGAGCUGGGACCUGGCGGACGCGUUUUCGCAGAUGCGGGAGAAGAAGCGGUACAACGAGAUGCUGUUCAUGAUCGACACGUGCCAGGCGAAUACGCUCUAUCGACAAUUCUACGCGCCGGGGAUCAUUGCCACGGGGUCCUCGGAGGAAGACGAGAGUUCGUACUCGCACCAUGCAGACAACGAUGUGGGCGUGGCGGUCAUUGACCGAUGGACAUACUACGUCCUGGAGUUCUUGGAGACGCAAGUCACGGGGCCGACGUCGGACAAGACGUUGGGGGAUCUGUUCGACAGUUACGACGUGCAGAAGAUCCAUUCGAAUCCUGGAGUGCGGUGGGAUCUGUUCCCCGGUGGAGAGCAAGCAGGGCGGAGUCGACGGGUCGUGGACUUUUUUGGGAAUGUCCAAAGCGUCGAGAUCCAGGGCAACCGAUCGGGUGUUGAGAGCCUGAAAGAGGAUAUCGAGGGGUUGAAACGGCUGGUACAAGAAUACGAGGCUUUUGCGGCCGCGCAGGAGAGCAACACGACGCACAUGUCUGAUGUUUUGCAGCGAAGAACGAGCGAGACCCCUGAGACUCCCAGCAGAAGGGGCUCGUCGAGGCGAGACACAGUCGGGAGAAUGAAGGUGACAGAGAACACACAGUGGGCUCGAAAAGUUGCCGGCGUCACUGUUCUUUCUGGCCUCGCAGCACUGUGGUAUUUCGCUCCAAAACUUGUUUGA
This is a messenger RNA of Fonsecaea erecta, 1188 nucleotides long. RefSeq lists its product as hypothetical. Gene Ontology annotation, molecular function: GPI-anchor transamidase activity. The transcript has a single exon. Gene Ontology annotation, biological process: protein localization to cell surface; proteolysis; attachment of GPI anchor to protein. Gene Ontology annotation, cellular component: GPI-anchor transamidase complex. Lineage: Eukaryota; Fungi; Ascomycota; Eurotiomycetes; Chaetothyriales; Herpotrichiellaceae. The record is from RefSeq and is a predicted model, not a curated record. The coding region runs from base 1 to 1188 and encodes 395 amino acids.